CGUCCCAACCCCGCAUCACGCUGUCCGCACUGGUGUUUCUACACGUCGUCGAGGUGGUGCUCCUUACUAGCCCUGAUAGCUAGAAUUACUACUUGAGGUCCGGGCCUCGUCCAACAUAAGAGGCAGAGAGGAUGGACGUAACCUGAAGACCAUCAUCCAACGCCGAGUCCAGACCUCUCACAAUCUUUCAUCUUUCAGACCCCUAGCAAGAAGAGCACCGACCAAUCUCAAAAUGGGCAUCAAUCACAUCGUCUCGCUCUCCACAUUCCUCGCUCUUUUCGGCGGCUCCCACGCAGCCAACAUUGGUCGCCAGACCGGGCCGGGCCAGCUUGGACAAGAAUUUGACUUGCACGCCUGGGGGAACGGCAUACCUGGGCUUCCGGUGUUUUACGCCGACGCUAACACCCUGGACAACCUCGUGCCUGUUUCCUUCACCAUCGUCCCGCGCACUAAAGGAGCCGUCGACAAGGGCUACAGCUUCUCGGCGGCGCCGAACCGGGCGGCGCGCGUCACCAACAGCGCCGCACAAGCACCGCCAUUCAACAAGGCCACACUAUUCGUCGGCGGGCGCUUAGCGUCGGCGCAGCAGCACGCAGUGGGGUUCGUAGCCGACGGGGCGCGCGUGCCCGACGACGUGCGGACGGGCGGGUUCAAGCUCGACGCGCGCAGCUUCCGCGUCGUCGAGGACAGCGGGCUCGUGCACAUGUCGCUGUACUGCGCGUUCCCUUCUGCCGCUAUUCCGGGGUUGUGGGACCUGCGGUGGAACGUGUCCAACCAGACGCCCGAGACGAGCAGCGGCGUGCCCGUCUCGCUCAAGGCCACGCCGUAUCCUGCUAAUACCCCGCCGUCGCAUAACCUCGACACAGUGUGUCUGACGAUGCAGUAG
Messenger RNA from Lasiosphaeria miniovina, 886 nucleotides. RefSeq lists its product as uncharacterized. The coding region runs from base 233 to 886 and encodes 217 amino acids. The transcript has 3 exons. Lineage: Eukaryota; Fungi; Ascomycota; Sordariomycetes; Sordariales; Lasiosphaeriaceae. The record is from RefSeq and is a predicted model, not a curated record.